This is a messenger RNA of Scylla paramamosain (green mud crab), 9419 nucleotides long. RefSeq names its product F-box only protein 28-like (gene pall). Gene Ontology annotation, molecular function: protein binding. Gene Ontology annotation, biological process: protein polyubiquitination. NCBI's taxonomy places the organism in Eukaryota, Metazoa, Arthropoda, Malacostraca, Decapoda, Portunidae. The record is from RefSeq and is a predicted model, not a curated record. The transcript has 8 exons. The coding region runs from base 379 to 1776 and encodes 465 amino acids.
UGUUUAGAUGCAGCAGCAGCAAUAGCAGCGUCAGUCUGUCUGUCUGUCUGUGUUGUGAUGGGUGUCCUAUAUGCUCAUGGCAAUAUGUCUACUGUGCGGUGAAUGGUGAUGAAGGGAACCUGUCUGUGUGUGUGGUGACUGCUGGUGAAGUUUCUGUCUUUCUGUGUGAAGUGUGUCUACGCUUUGUGUGCUGUGUGGUGACUGGUGAUGAACUGUGCGUGUGUACUAGUGGUGAAAUGUAUUUGUGAUAAGUGUGUCUGUAUUGUGUGGUGAUUUAAGUGUGCCUGUAUCUGGUGGAAUGUCUGUGUGGUGAAUUUGUGUGUGUGUGUGUGUGUGUGUCCCUCCCUCCCUCCCGCUCACCAUCUACCACCAAGCAUCAUGGCAGUGGAGGGCAGCAGAACACUUCACUUCUUUGACUUGCCUGACAUCGUGAGGGAGAAGAUCCUGGGUUACCUGACCUUCGAAGAGCUGGCGCACCUCAGGAUCGUUUGUCGAAGCUUUGAUGCCAUUAACCAGAUGCUGCUGAACAAAGGGUUUCGGCAAGUGGAGAGGUACCAAGCCAAGUGUCUGAAGGAGGUGAAGAGUCAGUUGCCUCGACGGGAAUCAGAGCGCAGGAAUCAUCCUCUGUUCCGUCACUGUGACAUUCUCACUGCCAUAGAGACUCGUCUCUCGCUUCUGAACAUGACGUUCAUGAAAUACGUGGACAAUGAAAUGUGUUGCUUCAUUCCAGGCAAGGUCAUUGAUGAAAUAUACAGAGUAUUGCACUUCAUCCAGUCCCACAAAACGUUGCCGUGUUCACAUGAAAUCCUCACAGAACUUCGAGACAUAUCCAGCAUGGCCAUGGAACACUUUGAGGAAAAGAUUGUCUGUUCCUUAAAGCGUCCCGCUCUUUCUCCAAGCACCCCACGUUUCUCACUCAAAACAGCUUUUGCAACUCAUUCUUCACAGCCGGGAACCAGCGCUGCAAGUACUUCACUCAGCAAAUCCCAUUCUCUGCCAACAUCAUCAGAAGACUUGUCUGAUUUAGCAAACUCCAAUAAGUACUACAAACUGUACAUUGGUGCCAUGAAGAAAGAGUUCUUUGACAUGAAAUCAAAGGUAAAUGAACUGCGACGAAAGAUGAGUGAGCAAGAAAAAGUGGCUCUGGAGCAGAAUCGAAUCAUAUCUGAGCAGGCAAUUAAACUAACAAAGCAGGAAGGAAAACUUGCCGAGGUCAACCGUAAGCUGGCAGAAUAUGACCAGCGAAUGAAUGAAGUGCUGGGAGGAGCUGCCAACACAAGAGAUAAGCAAAGUGGAAGCUCAAGCAGCACAAGUAACAAGUGGGGGAGGGAGGACUCUUCCCAACAGUUCUAUGUUACUCAUGGUCUUCCAACUCCAGCAAUGAGUCCAGCUGUCUUUGUUCCUGCUAAUAUUAUACAGCCAAACUUGGUCAACUUGGCUGCAGCUUCCAUGUCAGCUCGUGCAUACCUCCCAUCGUCCCCUAUGACUGGAUUCUCUGGUGCUUCUUCUGGACAAGAAUCCUCAUCAAUGUUGAGCCAAACAAUUAAUUCCUCAGCUAGAUUUAGUGCCAGCCAUUGCAUACAAGGGGCCCUUGCCAGCUGCUGCACUACCCCUUCAGAGACCACCUCUCAGGUAGAUAAUAACUCUGUACGUGGAUCCACUGCCAGCAGUGAAGAAGGAUGCACGGACAAUCUGCAGUGCAAGAAACGUACAAAAAGAAAAUUCCUGGAUGAAGACGAAAAUAACGAUUCUCAUUCUAAACAGGCAAAGCUUUAAGAUCAGUAGCAUUUUAGGUUGACAUAUUGUAAUCUGCCCAAGUAAUUCUGUAUUUUAAUUGUUUCAUUUAGGUACUCUUAUAAAGCGAGAAGCUAAUGUGUAUAUUUCUCACUGUUAUACAAUUGUGUGAAAAAGAAUUUGAGAUUAUAUGACAUGUUUUAUGCUAAAAUUAUAUUGAAGGCAUCAUUAGGUCUAUUGUUUAGAAGUUUGAUUUGACUUUACACAUGCUAAUCUUGGCAUUCUUGUUUCAGUGUAACCUUUGUGUCUAUUCUCAUUGCCUUGUGUUUCAUUUGUGGUUCAAUAUUUACUACCUACUUUUUUUUCUUAGUUUGAUUAUUUUAUUUUACAAUAUAUAUAUAUAUAUAUAUAUAUAUAUAUAUAUAUAUAUAUAUAUAUAUAUAUAUAUAUAUAUAUAUAUAUAUAUAUAUAUAUAUAUAUAUAUAUAUAUAUAUUACACAUAUACAGACACUCCCUGACUUACAAACACGAGUUAUGAACAUCUGGAGAUACGAACAAGAAUCACUGCAAGUCCAAAUUCUGUUUGUCACUCCACUGUGGUUUCCAGUUCACCACACACCUUCCACCUGGUGCCAGUCUUGGCCAUUACUGAUGCCGGACUGUAGUGUAGUGAAGAAGAGAGGCAUCAUGAUGUUUACUUUCAACUCCCAACGUGUUAACACCUAUUUGAUUGUGCUCCAAGAUUAUUUUUGCAUACUUUUUAACUUUGUGAUUAUUAAUCAUGGCUGGUGAUAAACAGAAGUCUGGUGAUGAUAGUGGCAGAACUAGGAAGUAUCAAGCCAUCUCAAUGGAAACUAAGGUUGCUAUAAUAAAUUUAUUUGCAGAGAAAAAAUGUUAAAGGUAGCCUGCGCUUACAGCACAGUAGUACAGUGUUUGUGCAUUUCUUUCAUUUGUUUUGUUUUAUUAUUAUGUAUACAUUAUCUUUACACUGCAUACUAUACAGAUUGUUCAAACGCAACUUUUACACCCAAAGUAUUUUUACAAAAAUAAUGACUUACAAACAUAACUUGCGAAUAGCUGUCAGGAACCUAAAUCGUUCCUAAGUUGGGGAGUAUCUGUUAAACACACACACACGCACACACACACACACACACACACACACACACACACACACACACACACACACACACACACACACACACACACACACACACACACACACACACACACACACACACACACACACACACCUUAGGCAAGGGUAGGUUCGUUAACAAUGUAUCAGUUCAGUUUGUUGCAGCUUGAAUAGUGUACACACACAUGAGGUAAUAUUGCUACCUGUUGAGUCAUGAGUGGUAAGUGCAUAAUAAACACACACCAUCAAACAAAUAAGCUGGGGAAGCACUCUUUACUAGAGACCAGCACACUAUUUACAGUUGUGACAGAAGAUGACAUCCCUCCUUAUGUUGAUUUUCAUCCAUAAAGUAGAUAGUGCCAAACCUUGGCAUCUGAAAUCUUCUCUUGCCCUCAGUGUUUCUGUUUUGCCAAUUAUUACUGCAAAUUAACAUGAAAUAAAACAAACUACAAGGAAGAAAGAGCAUCUGAUGACCAAAGAUGCAUUUCCUAAGCUCUUGUAACUUUUUGAGAGAGAAUUCAUCCUUUGGUUCACUGUCAGUUGAGAGCAAUACUAAAUUGUUCACAAUAAGAAAAUGUACUGUGGUUAUUCAUGAGAAUUACAAAAUAAGGUUAUUGAAAAUAAACACCUUCAAAAUUAUAAGACGUUUAUUAGAAAAAACUAUGAAAGCAACACAAACACUUGAUUAAUUGUCUGAUGAUGAUGUUACUGAGUGCAAUAUUCUGUUGAUCCAUGGCAUGAUGCCACUGGAUCUUUACUCUUAAUGUUUGUGUCAUUAUCUAUUUAUCAUAUUAUAAAUUCAUCAACUUUUAAUGAACCAUUUAGGAAUGACUUAGGCGACUCAUCUCUGAGUGUGUGGUGACAGUCAGUUGGUCAGGGUGCAUCUUUCUAGACAUUCAUGUUUGCAUUUCUAAAAUUAAUGUAUAUAAUUAUAUUUACUUCAGUAAUACCACAUUGUAAAAUGUUAUAUUUUACACACACACACACACACACACACACACACACACACACACACACACACACACACUCUGAUAAUGGUUCGAGAUGAUAUAUAUGUGGAAGAAGUGCAAUAUGGAGAUGGCAUGGUGGAGGUCAUAGGUAUAACAAUCAGGACCAGUGGGGGAGAAAGGAGGAGGAUCAUAUUAACGUAUAUGUCACCGAAGAUUAAUACAUGUAGGUUGGAGGAUCACAAGGAAAUGCAAAAAGAAGUGUUGAAGUGCCUAGACAACAUGAUAAGGAGACAGUAAAAUACUACUAGUGGGAGACUUCAACUGCAAAAAUGUAAACUGGAAGGAGAUGGAAGUUUAUGGAAAUGCUGGACCGUGGAGUGAAGACAUGCAACAGUUAGCUAUGGUGAAUGCAAUGGACAAAUGGGUGGAAGAAUUUACAAGAUACAGAGGGGAGGAGGAACCAUCUAUGUUAGACCUGGUAUUCACAAAAAAAAGCGGAGCCCAGUCCAACCAUUAAAUACUUAAGCCCAAUGGGAAAAAGUGACCAUGUGGUGUUAGAAGUGGUACUGCAAAAUUGGGAGGUUAUACCAUGUAAGGAGGAUUAUAAAAAUGGGAGACUUAAUCAUGCAAAGACAAAUUUUACAGAGUUAAGAAAAUUCUUUGGGAGUAUUGAUUGAAAGGGACUUAUGGAAGGCAAGACAGUGCAAGAGAAAUACAAAACAUUCCUGAAAAAGUACAAUGAGGGUGUGCAAAAGUAUGUACCUGUAUAUAAAGUAAGGAGGAGCAAACAUAUUUAAUAUAAUGCCAGAUGUGCAGAAGCUAAAAAGAGAAAGGAUAUAGCUUGGAAGAAAUUGAAGAAACAAAGAAAUGAAAAUAAUAGAGAGCAGUAUAGGGAGGCAAGGAAUGAGUAUGUUAGAAUAAGAAGAGAGGAGAAACAAUUUGAAAAGGAUGUGGUAAAGAAAUGUGAAGAAGAGCCCAAGUUUUUUUACAGAUAUAUCAAUGGAAAGAUGACAAGCAGAGACCAUUAACAAGAUAGUAAAGGAAGGAAGGAUAUAUCAAACAGCAGAAGAAAUGAGUGAAAUUAUGAAUGAGAGUUUCAGGUCUGUGUUCAACAUGGAAGCGGGUUUUACAGAACCAAAAGAGGAGGAGAAGCAGGGGGUUUAUGGGAAGUCUUGGUGCAAAAAUAUGAAAGUGGCAAAUUGUUACAGGAGCUGAAUGUCAGAAAAGCAAUGCAGCCUGAUGGAGUGUCAGGUUGGACACUAAAAGAAUGUAGAGAACAAGUGGUGGAGCCAAUAUAGGAUGUGAUUAACAGCCCACUGAUAGAGGGAAGAGUACCAAGAGAGUGGAAGAGAGCAAAUAUAGUGCCAAUAUACAAAGGAGGAAAGAGGACUGAGCCACUAAAUUAUAGACUGAUGUCGCUAACUAGUGUUGUGGGAAAGAUCUGUGAAAUAGUGAUCAAAGAAAAGUGGGUGAAAUAUUUGAAAGAACGAAGUUAUAACAAAAAGUCAAUUUGGUUUCAGAAAAGGAAGGUCAUGUGUGACAAAUUUACUAAGUUUCUAUACAAGAGUAAUAGAUGUACAAAACAUAGAUGGGUGGUAGAUGCAGUGUACUUGAACAUCAAAAAAGCUUUUGAUAAGGUUCCACAUAAAAGACUGCUGUGGAAGAUGGAGCAUAUAGGGGGACUGAGAUGGACAAUGCUAAAAUGGAUGAGAGACUACUUAAAGGACAGAGAAAUGAGAAAUGUGAUCAGGGACAACUGUUUAAGUUGGAGUAAUGUAACAAGUGGAGUACCACAGGGGUCAAUGUUAGCACCCAUUAUGUUACAAAUAUACAUCAAUGAUAUGCAGGAGGGUUUGACCAGUUAUAUCAAUCUGUUUGCUGAUUAUGAAAAAUUGUUAAGAGUAAUAAAGAGCCAUGUUGAUUGUAUAGAGUUGCAAAGAGAGAUUGACAAGAUUUAUGGGUGGAGCAAGAAGUGGAAAUUGGAAUUCUGUACUAAGGAAUGCCAUGCGAUGGAAUUGGGAAAGAGUAAAAGGAGACCUGCAUGGGACUAUAAAAUGGAGGAGGAAAUAAUUAUGAGGAGCAAGGAGGAAAAAGACCUAGGAGUCGUUUUCAAGAUACCCUGACCCCAGAAUGGCAUAUAAAGGAGAUAUUUGGCUCGACAUACAGGAUGUUAACAAGUAUUAGGGUGGUAUUUCAUUACAUGGAUAAGACUAUGAUGAAAAAAUUAUAGCCACUAUGCUGUGUCCCAGACUGGAAUAUGCAGCAGUGGUGUGGUCUCUGCAUAUGAAGAAAGACAAAGAAGUUAGAAAGGAUUCAGAGGGCUGCUACAAGGAUGGUACUGGAGCUGAAAAACCUAACAUAUGAAGAGAGGUUAAAGGAAAUUGGACUGCCAACUUUGCAAGUCAGAAGAGAAAGAGGAGAUCUAAUAACGAUGUAUAAAAUAGUUAACCAAAUUGAGAAGAUAGACAAGCAGGAUCUGGUGUUGCUGGAAGAAGAUGAAGAUGGACGGACGAGAGGGCACUCAAAGAAGAUCAGGAAGAGUCAGUGUUUGAGGGACAAGAAGUAGUUUUCCACAUAGAACUGUGGAUAUCUGGAAUGGCCUAAACGAGGAGAUUGUCACAGCACCAAACGUGCAUAAAUUUAAGGAAAUGCUGGAUAAAUAUAGAUAUGGAGACAGGACACUAUGAGCCUUGCUCAAAGCCUGUAUUAUACAACUAGGUAAACACACACACACACACACACACACACACACACACACACACACACACACACACACACACACACACACACACACACACACACACACACACACACUGAAAUACAACACCACAGCUACCAGGGACUCUACUCAGCAGACAGUUGCUGGGAUUGGCACCUUGCAAAACAUUCCAACAAUUGACAAGACUUCCUACACCUAAUUGCUGAUGCCUCAAGUGCACUCUGCUUCCCCAUACAAUCACUCGUCCAACAACACCCAACAAUAAACACUAAUCACACAACCCAUCAUUAAAUAUAUGGUAUUAAUCAAGUCCUUUCAGUAUAUACUAGUAGCAGAUAAGUACUGUCUUCUGAUCCACCCACACAACUGUUCACAGACAUACUACACGGCUCCAAGAAAAGGUUACUACACAAACAUGAACUCUUCUUUAUGCUGAUACACUUAUAUACCUUGGAACAACAGAUGAGAAACACCUGGUUUUCGGUGAGGGGUUAAUAUCCAUCUGUACACCAUUAACCAUUAACUUGCCUUUGAAUAGACAUUAUUAUCCACUAAGCCACAUUGCCUAACACCAGAAUUAUAGUAACUGACCACCCAGUCUACCCAAUGCCUCCACCAAAACUCCAUCACGGCUUCAUCAGCUGCAUUAAACUGUUGAGUCAUUCUUUGAAUCUUCACCUGUGCCACAUUUAAGCAUGAUAGAAGGGAACGACUUAAACAUGUGAGCAGGAGGCAUGUAGAUAGGGAGAGAUCACUCCUGAAGAGUGAGGCAUUAGGGAAAGAUAGAUAUGGUACAAAUCUCUUUAUCUGAUGCCUUGUAAUUCAGAUUGUCUGACAAUUCAAAAUUUUGGAAAAGGAUGAUAAAAGUUAAGAAAAUACAAAUUAGCUUAGCUGAUGGGUCAUAAACAUCCCAGAAAAUUGUCUUGUCUUAAAAAUCUGCUUCCCAGACUUAAUUGAAACAUUAUCCAUGGCAACAGUGCAUAUGAACAGAGAAUAUUUUGUAGUGUGUUAUUUAUUAUCAUUGUCAUACAAAAUAACACCAGUUGGGAGUAAACACAGUACAGCCAUGCAAAUGUGGAAAUCUGCAAGCAAAGCAGUGACUGGCCGGCCGUGUACUGAGUGCAAGGCGCUGCGCCGGUCUGCUGCUGCAGGUUGUCCUGUGGUCAUCAAGGUGAGACACCUUCCUCACAAAACCUUACUCCAGAAUGCAAUAGUUAUUUUAAUAAUAAAAGAAGCACUGCAAGGAUGUUAGUGGCCAGGAAUAAAAUGAUCACCAUAAUUUUAAUGGCUCUGAAGAUUGAUAAAAAAUAGUCAUUUUAUAUUUGUCAUGUUUUAAAACUGAUCCAUAUUAAGUUUCAUGUUUUAAAAUUAAUCCACACGUUUUAUCUAUUCAUAUAUCUCUGUAAUGCCUCACUGCCUCCAGCAGUGUUCCCCAUGGGGGUGGCCACAACUGAACCUCCACCUCUUCUUACCCAAAACAUUCCCUCUUUGCUUGUUCAAGUGCUUGGCCUCUUCUGACACCUCCCUCACACAAGUAUUCCUUCACCCUGUCCUUCCAUCCUCCUUGUGAUCUACCUUUCCUAUCAACACCUUCAACUUUGCUUGCAUACAUAGACUUUCUUUACAAACUUCUUGCUCUUCCUCCUCUCUUUAUGGCCAUACUAUCUCAAUGCAUUCCUUCUCAUCCAUUCCACCAUUCAACAUUUGCAUGGACACUCAUAAUUUUUUCAUACAUACUUUCAUUGUUCAUAUCUUGUCACUCCACACAUAAUUCCACACCACACACUCUGAUUGUUGUUCUGAUUUAAAUGUCAUGUUGGGAAGAAGAAUACUAUUCCUUCAGCUUCUCUCUUCAGCUAUAGACACAUUUCUUCCUUUAAUGUCUCUUGCUAGUGAUCUUGUGAUCUGCCUGCCUUGUACAACCCUCUUUCUUAUCUUUUCAUCCAUCUCAAUGUUUCCCUCUCACUGUUCCCAGAUACUUCAUUACUUACCUCCCCACUCUCUCCUCCCAAAACCACCUCACACCUUCCCACAGCUGUCACACUCACCCUACAAGGUAUCCUAAAGUCACACACCACUUCUCUCCUCACACACCGCCACCUUUCUUUUCUCAGUACAAUUCACCUUCAGUUUCUAUCUCUCAACACACGCUAUGGAAUUGGUCCACUUCCCUCUGAAGCUUCUUUUCACUCUCUGCUACUAAGACUGUCAUCUGCAGACAGACAUGCUUCUGCAACUCAUGCCACCCCAUUUCGUUUUGCACCAACAUUUCCAGAAUUCCGUCAUCUUCUCUCUGCCUUCAUCACUUCCAGUAUCUACAGCUGCAUACACACACAGAUCCAAGCAUACCUAACUAUCCCUACUUUUCUCACAGCUCACUCUCUUUUAGAUCCUUGCCAUUCAUGUGCCUCUGUUCCCUUCUGUGCUAUUGAGAACAUGCUGAGUGCACAUCCUCCUCCCUUGUUCCUCUCAUUCAUACCUCACCACAUAGUCCCUCCUUCCACUACCUCGCACACCUCUCUCUCUCACUUCCAUUGAUGCAGCCUGUCAUUCCUGAAGUCUUUAUGUGUGUCUUGUAUUCCUGCUACAUCAAUUCUUCCUAUCUUCUCUUGUAUUAUAAAAGUUUUACUUACUGUUACUCUUUUUAUCACUGACGUUCCUGUGACUGACUCACGUGUUUGUUUACUUGGUCUCUCAAAGCAGGAGUAGUGUAUAAGCUCUUUGCCACUCACACAGUGUGUGUACAAUAUCUAUUUUGGGAGUUUUAAUGGAAAGUAAUGGGACUUCAUAAGGUUUUAUUAAGCACAUGAAACUUUAAAAUUGUGUAUACUGUAUAUAUAUAUACAUUGUAUAUUUGUAUGCAUUACACAUAUAUGUCCCG